Rana temporaria (common frog) is the source of this 2349-nucleotide messenger RNA. RefSeq names its product ADAMTS like 5 (gene ADAMTSL5). Gene Ontology annotation, cellular component: extracellular matrix. Gene Ontology annotation, molecular function: metalloendopeptidase activity; protein binding. NCBI's taxonomy places the organism in Eukaryota, Metazoa, Chordata, Amphibia, Anura, Ranidae. Bases 223 to 1707 code for a protein of 494 amino acids. The record is from RefSeq and is a predicted model, not a curated record. Gene Ontology annotation, biological process: extracellular matrix organization. The transcript has 12 exons.
GUUAAGAAAUGUAUUAUCUAAGAGGCGUGUUUCUUAGGGAGGAAAAAGCAGACGUUCAAGAUCUUGGAUCAGUUUUUAUGGACACAUUUCGUUGUAAGCAAUAAGGGAUCUAGCACACUCACCAAACUGAGCAGUAAUAAUUGAAACUUAUAUCUUGGCUUCUUUUGUAGAGAAAUAUAUCUGGGUAUUUAAUAGACCUUUUUUUUUCUUAAAACACUCAAGAUGUGGCAGGAAAACUGCAGGAUCAGGCUUCCAGGUGUAAGACUGCUCUUGUCUUUAUUUAUGAUUCAUACUACCAGCCAAGUUCAGGUAAGAGACAGGUGGAGCCUUCAAAGUGAGAGAAUGCUGCACUCUUCCUUUGGACUAUGGACAAAAUGGGGAUCAUGGACUACUUGCUCCAGUUCAUGUGGGGAUGGAGUAGUACUUAGAAGCCGCAAGUGUCUAAGGAUUUCUGUGAAGGACACGUGUGCCGGAGAGCUACGACAAUACAAAUCCUGUCAGUCCAAGAAGUGCCCUGCAGAUUCUGUGCCUUUCAGAAAUGUGCAAUGUGCUGUCUACAACAACAGACCAAUACCAGGUUCAUCUGAGCAAACAUACAACUGGGUGCCUUUUUAUGGAGCUUCCAAUGCCUGUGAUUUAAACUGUUUGGCUGUUGGAUAUAACUUUUAUUAUACCUUUGGGCGAGUACUUGAUGGAACCAGCUGUGGAGCAGACUCUGCCGGUACCUGCAUCAGCGGCAAUUGCCUGACAGCAGGCUGUGAUGGUGUUCUGGGAUCUGGAGAGACUGUUGACUGUGGAAGUUGCAGUGGCAAGAUAGACUCCUGCAUUUUUAUCUGGAAUGUUUUCCGGGACUCUUAUCCCUCUAAAGGGUUCUUUCAAUACAAAAAUGUAACACGGAUUCCAGCUGGUGCAUUACAUAUUAAGGUGAAAGACCAAAGCCGCAAUAUUUUAGCCCUGAUGAGCCUGAGCAAGGGUUAUCAGAUCAAUGGAAAUUGGGCCAUGUCCAGGCCAGGAGUUUACACGGUAGCAGGUACAGAGGUCCGUUAUGGUCAUAAUGGCAGUCAUGAGUUCCUAGAAGCACCAGGACCUACAAAUGAGGACUUAUAUAUUCUGGUACUCUUUCAAGUGCAGAACCCAGGCAUUGAAUAUGAGUAUUGGCUACCAAAGGACAAGUACUUUAGUAUCCAGAGGGAUUUACAAAGACAAGUUCCACCGCACCCCAGGGAUGCAGCUUUGCAUGCCUGGGUACGCACGCCUGCAUCUGGCAGUGAUGGAAAAACAGUGAGGACAGAAAAAAAGCUAGAUGAUCCUUCUAAUGUAAAAACAGAAGGGUGUGGAAAGUGUGUACCAUUCAAACGAAAAUCUCAAAGGAAGAAGCAUUAUUGCCAGAGUGAUUUUGUGAUCCGUGUCAAGAUUUUGGGGAGAAGAAAAAUGGGUCUGGAGACACGGUACGACAUAAAUGUGAAGCACGUGUUUAAAAACAAGUUUCCUCUUGUACACCGUGAAUAUAUUUGGGUAUCAAACCAGUGUGACUGUCCCAAACUUGAAGAUAAUCAAGAAUAUAUAAUGAUGCCUUCAAGACAUGUAAACCAUGAGCGCACUCUAAAUAGAAUCCUGCUCUCCCCAAAUAGUUAUAUCAGGCCAUGGUCACAGCAAGAGGACCAGCAGAUGCAGCGCCUAAACAGAUUAUGUCGAUUGUCCUCUUGAGGACUCUCCACAACAGCAUCUUUGUUGUACAUGCAGAUGGAGAGAGGUGAUGGGCCCAAACCAGUAAAAGAAAUGAGAAAGAAAUCGAUUCGAAGAGACUUAAAGUCUGGCAAUUGCAAGUGUGUAACAAAAAAAAAUAUUAACUGGAAUUCUUACCUUUUUUUUUUUUUUUAUAACAUGCACAAGCCAGGAAUAAAACAAAUUAUUUUAAAAGUUGUGUCACAGUAUGAGGCUGCCAAAUGUUGCAGCUUGUGUCCUUAACCUAAUGUAUAUAACAUGUAAAACACAUUACUAAUGAAAGCCCAGACAAAGGUAAUCUAAAGCAGAUUCAAGCGUCGCUGCUAGAACUAAUGCUUUUGAUGCAACUUAAUUUCUUAUUACUUCUUUCACUUUUUGUUUUUUUUUAACCUAAUAUGUGCUAUGGUAAUCAUGAAAUGUAAUGCAUACACAUUUUUUUUGUGGAAAUUAUUACCAUUUUUUUUUACUAUUUAUUACUAUUUUAAGGUCCUGGAAAAAUUUAAAGGCAUUAGAAAACACUGUAGUGGAUUUAUAUGGUGAUUACUUGUACUGUAUAUCUGAAAAACUAAAAAUAUGGAUGGUGCUUUUAAAUGUUUUGUAUAAAGGAAAGUGCUUUUACAAUUA